UGCGUGCCGCCGUUGAUCCGGUGUUGCAGUGAGGAGGUGCUUCUCGCCCGUGUUGUGUGUGUGUGUGAGUGAGUGAGAGAGCGAGUGAGUGAGUGAGUGAGUGAGUGUGUGGGGGACUUGCUUGUUGUCGGUGACUUCCCCCUCCCCUCCACCCUUACCCCUUCCCUGCCGCUGCUGCAGUGGCCGCUCCCUGGGCCGUAGGAAAUGAGCGAUAACGAUGACAUCGAGGUGGAGAGCGACGAAGAGCAACCGAGGUUUCAAUCUGCGGCUGACAAACGGGCUCAUCAUAAUGCACUGGAACGAAAGCGUAGGGACCACAUCAAAGACAGCUUUCACAGUUUGCGGGACUCGGUCCCAUCACUCCAAGGAGAGAAGCAACAGGCAUCCCGGGCCCAAAUCCUAGACAAAGCCACAGAGUAUAUCCAGUAUAUGCGAAGGAAAAACCACACACACCAGCAGGAUAUUGAUGACCUCAAGCGGCAGAAUGCUCUUCUGGAGCAGCAAGUCCGUGCACUGGAGAAGGCGAGGUCGAGUGCCCAACUGCAGACCAACUACCCCUCCUCAGACAACAGCCUCUACACCAACGCCAAGGGCAGCACCAUCUCUGCCUUCGAUGGGGGCUCGGACUCCAGCUCAGAGUCGGAGCCCGAAGAGCCCCAAAGCAGGAAGAAACUCCGGAUGGAGGCCAGCUAAGCUCCGCGGGGCAGGCCAGCAAUAAAAACUGUCUGUCUCCUCCGUCGUCUCAUCCUCCUUUCAGUUCAUCUUUAGAACCCUCAGAACCAUUUAAGAGACUGUAUUUUUUUUCUUUUCUCUCUUUUUUUUAAAUUUUAUUUUUACGUAGAAGCUCUUGGACAACAGCUCUCGUUCUCCUUCCCCAUUUCCACUUUUUUUUUUUAAUGUUUCCCUUCAGGGAUUCCCUGUCCCCACCAGGAAUUUUUAAACCAAAACACCCCAACUUGGCAGCUUUUUCUGUGGAGGACAGACGGCCGGCCGGACCUCUGAGCACACGGUGUCCUGACCACCCACCAGCUCCUCCAGCCCUGCCGGGCACAGGCCCGGAGGACUCCUGCCCCUCCUAGGCCUCUCCUCCCGGGCCACCCUCACCUCUGUUUGAUAGACUUUGUGAAUCUGUGGACUGCUCUACUUUAAGAAGAUGACUGGUUUAAGAAGUAAUCAGAAUUAAAAAGCUAUUUAUCGCUCCUGUUGAAAGACCAGAUCGUUGAAGAAGUUUGUGGUGUGAAAGGAAAUGGGGACAGAUUUGCAGCGCAGAGUCUUUGGCCUGUUUCACUCCUGCUUCUCAGCCAGCCUUAGGGGAGGGCCGCGUGACACUCAUGUGGUAUGUGUGGGGGACAUCAGCAGUGAAGUGGUAGGCGCCAGAGGGUGCUAGGGGUGGGGCAAGGAGGGAGGAUUGGGUGGGGUAGAGGUUUUGUAUUGAGGGCCAGUGAUGAUGUUUUGAUAUUUAUUUCCUGCUACUGAAAUUUGAAUCUGAGUGAAUUGUCCCUAUUUCUGAUGAUGUCGGUAUUGCAAAGCGACAGAUUCAUAAAGUAAUGAUCAAAUCUUCCUUUCUUUCCGUGUGUAUUUCUAAGAAAUAGAGCCAACUGAUUUUGUAUGUAAAUACCAAGAGCAAUUUACCUGGUACUAAACCCGCACCCCAGUGCGGCCCCUCCCACCCUCGCCCACUCCCUUUCCGACUGUUCUGGAACCUGCCCCACUGUGUGAUCCAGCCCUGGUUCUGGCUGCAGUCAGCAGAUCCCAGUGAAGGGUUUUGUGUGUUUAGGCCUCAUUUCUUUGUCUUUUUCCUACUCCGUCCCUGGCAUUUGCUGAUUUCUAGUGUAUACUCUGUAGUCUCAGUCCGUGUUUGAUUCCAUUCCAUGGAAAUAAAAAGUAUGUUGUACAUACUGCCGAAGAAUUGUCUUGCAAGUUAAGGCUCCCCUUUACUAUAAGACUAUAAAUAAAAACUUAUUUUAUCCUU
Messenger RNA from Miniopterus natalensis, 1972 nucleotides. NCBI's taxonomy places the organism in Eukaryota, Metazoa, Chordata, Mammalia, Chiroptera, Miniopteridae. The record is from RefSeq and is a predicted model, not a curated record.